This is a messenger RNA of Closterium sp. Yama58-4, 1566 nucleotides long. The record is from the annotation of a GenBank genome assembly. NCBI's taxonomy places the organism in Eukaryota, Viridiplantae, Streptophyta, Zygnematophyceae, Desmidiales, Closteriaceae.
AUGGCACUUGUUCCGCGCUCGCGAGAGAUCGCGGAGAGCUGCCUAGAUUUUCUCAACAUUGAGCUCGUUGCGACGUAUGCGCGGCAGUCCAACUUGCGACCAGAGCUCGCCGGUCGUCGGAUCGAGGCGAUUGGCUUUCAAGUGGGUCAACAACUAGUAGAGAGGUUCACCAAGGACAGAGCCCGAUUCACAGACCACUUGGAUGUGAUUAAGUUCAUCUGCAAGGACUUUUGGGCCGAGGUGUUCAAGAAACAAGUGGACAACCUCAAGACCAACCACAGAGGAGUAUUCGUUUUGCAAGACAACAAGUUCAGAUGGCUCACGAGAAUAUCAGCCGAUGCUCCAUCAUAUGACGCAUUAACACCUCUUCCAAACCCUAGUCCCAACCUUCGAUCACCGACGGAGCGCAUGGCAGGAGCUGGAGGGGCAGUGGCAGGCACCAUGAAGGCGUCUGCUGUUGCAGGGCAGUUUCUGUAUCUUCCCUGUGGACUCAUCAAGGGGGCGCUUACCAACCUUGGAGUACCAUGCACAGUCUCGGCGGAAGUCACUACACUUCCUGGGUGUUCGUUCACAGUUCCUGGACAUCAUUCAUCACUAGAAAAGCUUCGAGUAGCUUGGGUUGUUAUCGGUUACGCGCUGAGUUCCAGUUUGCUGGCCAUUGUUAACAAGUACCUUGUGUGCACCAUUGUUACGCUGGGGCUAGGAAGAUUGAAGGUGUUGGAGCAUGACUCUCUCAGCCUGGAAAAGAUUGUGAAGUUCUUACCGGCAGCAGCGACGUUCUACGUUGCCAUAUGGACAAAUACUCAGCUCCUCAAACAUGCCAACAUCGAAACGUUCAUUGUGUUCCGAUCUUCUACACCACUGCUUGUUGCGAUAGCAGACUCAGUGUUUAUGGGAAGGUCAUGGCCUUCGGGUCUCACAUUUUUGUCCUUGCUGACGAUAUUCGGUGGCGCGGUUGGCUACGUCUUCUUUGACACCGGAUUCACCGUCACAGCAUAUGCGUGGGCUUGGGCAUAUCUGAUCGUCAUUACCUUCGAGAUGGUCUACAUCAAGUCAGUCGUUAUGAGCAUAGGGCUCAAUACAUGGGGUCUGGUGCUUUACAACAAUCUGCUAGCCCUGAUAUUCUUCCCUCCUGCACUGAUUGGCAUGAAUGAGCCAAGUCAAAUUGCUGCCUUUGGUCUGUCCCGGAUAUUCAGCAUAGGGACUCUCUUCCCUGUUGCGCUCUCCUGCAUUUUUGGUCUGACCAUAAGCUUCUUCGGCUUCGCUGCACGGAAGGCAGUCUCAGCAACUGCUUACACAGUUGUUGGAGUGACAAAUAAGCUUCUUACAGUCCUCAUUAACAUACUGAUAUGGGACAAGCAUGCCCAGGCGCCAGGGUUGGUGGCUCUCCUAGUGUGCAUAUUCGGUGGAGUGUUAUACCAGCAAUCAGUUACCCAAACGCAGCCAACGAAGACCACUCCAUCUGACAUCGAGUCUGUUCCUCUGAUUAGCAUUAAGUCAGAUCCUGGUGGCGGUAAGCCUGUUGUACAGGUUGAGUCUGCUGCUGAGGCAGCUUCAGAAGAAUAA